AUGGCGCAACUUCGUGCAAAAGAUGCUCUUGGCGAAAGAGAUCUUGUUUCACAGUUACUCAAAAAACCAUUUGCUGCAAGGAACGUGGCUGAGCAAAAACUCAUCGUGCAGCAACCACGUCCAGUUCCUAACUUGAAGAUGAAAACGAAGGACAGAGUUUUUCAAUUUGAUUGGUAUGCAAAGAAAGACUGGCUUUGUGGGAGUGAGGAUAAGCAAGGACUCUUUUGCUGGCCCUGUUUGUUGUUUAUGCCCGGUAUGUCUCAAACCUGGACAGAAACUGGGUAUUCUAACAUGCACAGCUUCCUCUCUGACUGUAAAAAGCAUGUCAAAGCCAAGACCCACCUGGAGGCCUACAAGACAUGGAAAACUUUCGAUGUAACGGAGAGAAUAGAUGUUGUUUUUUCGAGAGCAAGACGAGAGGAAGUAGAUCGCCAUAACGAAGAAGUCCGACAGAACAGGGAGAUGCUGAAAAUUCUCAUCGAAGCGGUUCUUUUCUUAGGGAAGCAAGAGUUAUCUUUCAGGGUACACGAUGAAUCCGACACUAGCUUGAAUAGAGGCAAUUACAGAGAGCUGCUGGAAUGUUUUGCCAAAUUUGAUUCGGUUUUUGAACGUCGUCUUCAUGGAAAGCUAGCUAAUGAGGAAAGAGGCAAUGUUGGAGUUUUUACAGGUGUUUCAGCUGAUACUCAAAAUGAUCUGAUUGAAUGCAUAGAUUCUGCGAUUCAAGAUCAAAUUGAUAAGGAGAUUUAUCAGUCUACAUUUUUAUGCAUCCAGGUUGAUGAAACAACAGAUGUAUGCACAAAGGAACAACUCAGUGCCAUUGUUCGUUUUGACAAGAAAGGUGAGAUUGUUGAAAGGUUUUUAAAGUUCUGUGAUGUUAGUUCCAACAGAUCUGCAUCUGCCAUUAGUAUUAUUAUUAAAGAAAUUCUUCAGAAAUAUGGCGAAUCAAUGAAGGAAAAAUUAAUUAUGCAAACCUAUGAUGGUGCUUCUGUAAUGUCUGGCCAAAUUUCUGGCGUUCAAACCCUUCUUCGCAAAGAUUUUCCUUUUGCAUACUUUUUUCACUGUGCUGCACAUAGACUGAAUCUUGUUUUAUGUCAAUCUGCAUCUAUCAUGCCUGUGGUUAAGGUUUUCUUUGCAAAUGUUAGUGCAUUUAGCAAUUUUACAAGCCUAAGUUCCAAAAGGAAAGAUCAUCUUAGGUUUCAUGGCAUUGAAAUUCCACGCCCUGGUGAGACAAGAUGGUAUUAUCGCUCUCGCACUGUAAAAGUUAUUUUUGAAAAGUUUGAUAUUCUUUUUGAUGCUUUAGAGGAAAUAACUGACAAUCCAAAGAUCUGGGAUGAUGCUGCCCUCACUCAAGCUUCUGGGCUACUGCAGUAUUUGAACAGUUUUGUUUUCUGUUUCUUCAUCUGCCUCUUUCACAAGAUUCUAGAACAGUCUUCAAUUCUUUAUAUGAUUCUUCAAAACACAAAAACAGAUUUUAGCUUUGGGGUGGGAAAGAUAGCAGAGUUUGCAGCAUAUCUCUCUGACAUGCGCAAUGAUGAUACCUUCAGAGAAUUUUAUGAUUCAGUAGUUAAUAAGAUUGGUGAACCAUCUUCAAGAUCUGAAAGAAAGCACAAUUAUAAGCAGCUUUAUUUUGAAGUUCUUGAUAAUAUUACUAAUAUGCUAACUGAACGCUUUGCAGAUUGCCAGAAUUUUGAGUUCCUUGAUCUUGUUAAUCCCAAUUUAUUCUCUCAAUGGAAAAAUAAAGUUCCUGCUGCCAAAUUGGAAAUGCUGAAAUCAAAGUAUGGGCCUCUCUUCAAUAUUUCAAAUCUUGAAAGUCAAUUGAUUUUUAUUUACAAGGAUACAGACUUCCACAAAGAAAGUCCAGUUGCACUGUUGCAGUUUAUCUACAAUUUCAAUCUAGAAGCAAGUAUUCCAGAAGUAGUAAAAUUAUUAAAAUUAAAUGCUUCAAUCGCAGUAUCCAGUGCCUCAGUUGAACGCUCAUUUUCAUGUUUGAAGAGAGUUAAAACUUACCUGAGGAAUACAAUGGGACAAGAACGCCUUGGAUCUUUGUGUAGAAUCAGUACACACAAAAACAUAUUAAAAGAGCUUGAAGAUCAAAAUUUGCUCACUGACUUAGUCAUCGAAAAGUUUAUUAAGAAACCAAGAAGACUGAAUUUUCUUUACAAAUAA
Rhopilema esculentum is the source of this 2166-nucleotide messenger RNA. The record is from RefSeq and is a predicted model, not a curated record. Lineage: Eukaryota; Metazoa; Cnidaria; Scyphozoa; Rhizostomeae; Rhizostomatidae.